Molecule: messenger RNA, 5297 nt
Organism: Anneissia japonica
Lineage: Eukaryota; Metazoa; Echinodermata; Crinoidea; Comatulida; Comatulidae
Product: COP1-interactive protein 1-like
Exons: 28
Coding region: 25-5199 (1724 amino acids)
Source: RefSeq, a predicted model, not a curated record
CAAAGUUUCACCUCACCUUCAGUAAUGGUUGCAAAUAAUUCAGAUGCAAGUUCCAUGAAAGAAGAUAUGUCUGUAUGUUCACAAGAAAGAAUUGCAGAUGUUGGUGCCAGAGAUACCUCCAUGAAAUCAGUAUUCAGUGCUUCUCUAACAAAAUUCAUGGUUUCAUCAAACGGUGCUGAUGUCCCACCAUCAGGCCUUACUGAAAAACAGAUUACUGCUUUGAGUGAAUCAUGUCCUAAAUCAUCAACUGACAGCUCAGAUGAAGAUGAGUGGGUGAUUCUGGAAGAAUUGGACAAGCCUCUUACAAAAACUCCUGCUACAGAACAGGUCCAAGAUACAGAGAGCAGUAAAAACAAUGCUGAGGUGAAUUAUGAAAAAGAACAACCAGGAGUAUCUUUUAGUGUUCCGGAAGCCAGUCAAGUCAGGCAUCUUGAAGAGAGUAUGAGUGCCCCUGAGACUUGCAGAAUCAGAGACUUGGAGAACAGGGUUAUUAGCAUUGAAACUGUUCAGAAUGAGUCCCUGCUAAACGAACUUCAGGAUAGCCUGAGGAGUCUUCAUGCAAAGUAUACUGCACUGCACAAAAACUACAACCAACUCAAAGUUGAAGCUGAAAAUUCAAAGAGUAAAUCUAGUCUGACAAGCAGAGAGAAUGAAGUCCUCCUGCAACAGCGAGAGGAUGAAUGCCGUAAGCUACGAGACCAGUUAGAUUCUGUCUCACGUAAGGCUAAGCAGAAGAAAGACAAAAUGGCGGAUGACUUUAACAGGAGGCUACAUGAACUGAGGAAUGAGAUGCAUGCUGUUCUGAAUGAGAAAGAAGCUGUUGCAAACCAAUUAGAGAAAGCUAGGCAGGACUUGAUCGAGAUGCAGAAGAGCAAUCUGUCAAGCCUGUCUCAGCAUGAUCUUGUAGAUGAGUCAUCUGCAAUUAAGGAUCAAUUAGAAAAGACUAAGAAAGCCCUGGUAGAGAUGUCAGUAAAACUGCGAGAAGUUUGCGAGCAAGCUGAUGCUGAGAAGAGGGAGCAUAAUUGCCGUUUGAAACAACUAGCUGACCAAUCAACACCUUCAUCACUUUUACCAGGGGUGAGCAAUGGGUCACUUGGGGAGCAGGUAGAAUUCUUAGAACGGAAGUUGAAAGAAACAUGGGAUGACCAUGCCUUGCAGUUGACAACUGUUGAACAGAAACUACUGCGAGACAACUCAAAGUUUAGGGCAAAACAUAGUGAAUUCCAACUGAAAUAUGAAAAGCAGAAAGAGAAAACAAAAACAGGUUAUGACAAGAUAAAACAUCUGAGGCAAUUAGUGAGCAGCCUUCAGGCCUUCAAGCAAGGUGGACAUAGCAAUCACAUGACCAAAACUAAUGGAAUAGUACAGCAAAGAUUUGAUAGUGUGAGAGCCAGUGAUUGGUUGAAAAUCUGGACCAACCCAAUAAAGCGAGAGAGACAACUGCAGCAAAUAUUCCACGAGGUGCAGGCUACAGAUGGUGGACCGGAUGGUGGGGUCAAGGACCAUGUAUUUUUCCAAAAGGUUAUCCUUUUCAUUUGGAAUCAAAGAAAUGAGAGCAGACAAAAACUGAUGGGGUUCCAACAGAAAAUGGAACAGCUAGAUGGAGAAAAACAGGUUUCAGAUAGGCUGGAGUUGGAAGCUUUGCAAGAACAACUGAGUAGUGCCAUCACUGAAAACUCUACAAUGGAAACCUCUUAUAACCAAACUAUUGAUCAGCUUGUCAGUGAGAACAAAGAACUGCAAGUGAAAAUAAAACACCUGGAGAAGACCAUCUCAGCACUUCAUCACGACAAUAACUUGUGGAGGUUGGAGAUGGACAAAAUAAGGUCUAAGGAUCAAUCACUUGUCAUCGACAAGAAAACAGAUUUGUCUGAUUCAAGAGUCAUGACCCUAAAAGCUGAGGUAGAGUGUGUCCGUCAACACUGCAGUCUGUUAAAAGCUGAGGUUAGCAGCACCAAGAAACGUAAUGAAAAUCUUACUGCGAGGUUGACCCAGAUGGAGGAAGAGGGACAGCAGUAUUUGGAACAGCUUAAAGGCAAGCAACAGCAAACAGAUCGUCUUGAAAUUACAAUUAAAACCCUGGAAAAGCAGAUGGAUAGGGCAAAUGAUGAACUUGAAAAAGGUCGCACUUCUUUAACUAGUCUUGUUGCUAAGAAGCAAGUAGCUGACACAAGAAUUAAAGAAUUGGAGAAAAAACUGAAGGAGGUCAUACAGGAUAACGAACAGCUAUUGCUAGACAAUUCACAGCUUCCAAUUAUUGAAGAGGUCAUCACAAAAACUGAGGUCAGAAAUCUUGAGCAACAAAAUACUAAUGAUAGAGUUGAGCACUUACAGAAUGAUAUAUUUGAACGUGAAAGAGAGAUUACAAUGUUGGAAAUUGAGUUGAAGUCAGCAAGAGAGCAAGUAGAUGUACUCCAGAAACAGAUCAAGAACCAACCAAAAAAGGUAGUACCAGAAUGGAUGAAUCAUGAAGCCUGGCAUGAUAUGAUUUCUGAGAAACAGAAACUUAAAAAUGAGCUAAUAGAAAUCAAGGAGAAGAUGCUGUGGGAUAACAAAGAACUGACAGAACUACGGCAGGAGCAUGGGGAGGUUCAGAGCAAGCUGGGAUUGGCGGUUCAAAAAUCCGAGAUGGAAGGUCUGAAGAAGAAACUUCAGCUGGAAGAAGAGAAGAUGAUGCUUCGAAUGGAUGUGGAUGGGAAGUUGAGGUCGGCAUCUAUCAAAGAGAAGGAAUUGAAACAGGAACUUGAUGAGCAGAAGAAGAUGGUAAUCGAGUGCCAGAUGAAGAUUAAUAGAAUCCAGAAUGAACUCAGAUUAAAAGAGAAUGAAGCAAACAGUCUUAACCAAGAAUUAGCAAUUAUGUUGAAUGAAAAUGUACUGAUGAAGAGAACAUUAGAAACAGUAACAACUGAAAAUAGCAAUAAGCUUAUGGAGGUAGGGGCUUUAACAACACAACUGCAGGAAGAGAAAGGAAAGAAUGAGAAAACUAGGCAUGAAUUAGAGCACAUGUUGUGCCUAGUUAGCAAGGAUAGUGGAUUGCUAGGCCAUGACAGACCCAAUGAAUUAGGCACUAUUACAACCAAGCCAACAACAGAUGGUACUACUAUAGAAGAGUUGAUGAUAAAACUGACACAGGCUAGAAUUGAAAGUGGUGAGAUUAAACACAAACUGCAGACAGCCGAGAAAAAAUUCCACCUUGAGGAGACCAUGAAUAGGUCUAUGAGGGAGCAACAUGAAAAGUCCAGCAUGGAAAAGAACAGUAUGGAGAGAACACUAGAUUUAUUGCAAGUAGAGAAGUUAAAAUGGUUGGACACAGAAUCGCAGCUGAACAAACAAAUUGAUAAACUAUGCAAGGAACGAGAAAAAUAUAUGCAAGAGCUCCUCCAAGCAAAGAAAAAUGCUGAAAAACAAAGAAAUUUAUUCCUUGAGGCUACAAAGAAGCAGAAGGAAACUGCCGAGAAGUACGAAUACCAGUUGAAUGACACUAGCAAGCAAUGGAAUGAAGAAAAGAAGGACUUGGAAGAGCAAAAGGAUCAACUGAAGGAAGAGACACAAUCAAUGAAAGAAAAUAUAGCAGAGAAGGAAGGAAGACUAAAAGCAUCAGAAGAAACAAUUAAACAACUUAAUGAAGAUAGAAGAGCAAAGGAGAUUGAAGCAAGCAGUCUAAAUCAAGAAUUAUCAAUUCUGUUGAAUGAAAAUGCCUUGAUGAAAAAAACAAUAGACACAAUAACAACAGAAAACAGCAAAAAGUUUAUGGAAGUAGGUGCGUUAACAACACAACUGCAGCAGGAAAAAGGCAAAAAUGAGAAAACUAGGCAUGAAUUAGAGCACAUGUUGUGCCUAGUUAGCAAGGAUAGUGGAUUGCUAGGCCAUGACAGACCCAAUGAAUUAGGCGCCAUCACAGCCAAGGCAAUAACAGACGUUACUACUAGAGAGGAGUUGAUGAUAAAACUGACCGAGGCUAGAAUUGAAAGUGCUGAGAUUAAACACAAACUACAGACAGCUGAGAAGAACUUUCACCUGGAGAAGACAAUGAAUAAAUCUCUGAGGGAGCAGCAUGAAAGGUCAAGUAAUGAGAAGAGCAACAUGGAGAAAGCAUUAGAUACACUGCAAGUAGAGAAAAUGAAAUGGUUGGAAACAGAAACACAGCUGAACCAGCAAAUUGAUAAACUAUGUAAAGAGCGAGAACAAUAUAUGAAAGAGCUACUCCAAACAAAGCAAAAUGCAGAUCAACAAAGAAAUUUAUUCCUUGAGGCUGAUAAAAAACAGAAGGAAACUGCCAAGAAAUAUGAAUGCCAGUUGACUGACACCAGUAAGAGAUGGAAUGAGGAAAAGAAAGACUUGGAAGAGCAAAAGGAUCGACUAAAGGAAGAGAAACAAUCAAUGAAAGAAAAAGUAGCAGAAAAGGAAGGAAGGCUGUAUGCAUUAGAGGAAACAAUUAAACAGCUUAAUGAAGAUAAAAGAGCAAACCUAGAAUUGAGGUCCAAAUUGGCAUCUACCAAGUCUAGAUUGAGUGACAUGGAAGCAACCAUUGAAAAAUUGACCCUGGAAAGAGAUCGGUAUGCUGAUGAGACAACGCAGCUUCAACAGUCCUUGAAGAACACAGAGGAGAAUAAGACAAUGAUGGAAUCACUGGUAGAAGAGAAAGAAAAAGCAUUGUCGGAUCAACGUCUUAGCUACUCGGAGAGAUUGACAACCAUGACAAAUCGUUUGCAGAAGACCCAGAAUUCCCUAGCAACCGUCCGUGAAGGCCUGCAGCAGGCAAGGGAUACUAACACUAGCUUAACGAAGGAGAGAUCAGACUUACUGGCCAAAUUGGACUCCCUGAGGGAAGCCUGGGAGGCUGAUAAAAUGAAGCUUGCUGUAACGGAAGAACGCUUUACUAACAUGGAAUCCAAGCAAAUGAAAACUAUGCUUACGUUGAAUGAAGUACAGGAGAGUAACAAGACACUGAAUUCAUCACUUCUGGACUUGGACAGCAAACUCAGCAUGGAGAAGACAAAAGUAAAGAUGUUACUAGAACACGAGUCAGAAUUGGAAACUAGGAUCAAAAGUUAUGACAUGAGGUUAAAGAUACUGGAUGAGCAGGUGAAUUAUUACAAGAAACGAUUGAGCAAGGAAGAAUCACGAUUACAGCAGGCCCGGGGGGAAAUUCUAAAAAACAACAAUGAGGCAGCCCAUGAAAAACAGAAAAAGAUGUAAGAAACUGUAGAUGAACACUUAUGCAUAUAUUCUUUUUUUCUAUUUACAAUUUUUAGAGAUCUAUUCUCACUCUCAAGUUUUAUGUGGCAAAUACAUGU